AAUAUAAAAACGCUUGAGCUCAAUGUCUGCUUUGAGCUUUUCAGAUUGAGAAAAAGGAUGUACUUAGUCUGUACUUGAUUCUUCUUUCUCUGCCGUUACCCUCUUCCUUCAACCUGCAGCAAACGAUUGCUUCUUUUAGUUUUGGUUUUGAAUCUCAAUCAAAGCCUUAAUCAUGGUUCUUCUACAACCAGACCCGUUUCUUAAUGAACUGAAAAGCAUGUUUGAGCGCAGCACUGAGACAGGUUCUGUUUGGGUUACUCUAAAACGAUCAUCCUUGAAAUCUAAGGUUCAAAGGAACAAAAUGAAGACUGCUGGACAAACCAUUGAAUACCGAUGUCUUAUUCGUGCAACCGAUGGCAAAAAGACAAUUUCUACUUCGGUUGGAGCUAAGGAUCACCAGCGCUUCCAAGCUUCUUACGCCACCAUUCUUAAGGCUCACAUGACUGCAUUGAAGAAGAGGGAGAGGAAGGACAGGAAAAAGGCUGCUGAGGAUAAGAAAGACAGUGGUUCAAAGAAGCCAAAAAGGGUGUGAAAGGUUUUUACCAGUGGUUCUAUGCAAACUCAAACUUUCCAUUGCCUUCUUCGAGCUUUCAUCCUCACCUAGAAAAUGCUAGGUUCUUUUUUUUCUUUGGAAAUCGAAAAGAUUCUCUUAAUUUUAAGCUAUUACAGUGAUUAAAGACAUGGGUUUUUGUUUGGAUGCCCCUUAGGUGUGAUUUCAAUGGAUGAUUUAUUUUUUUUGGAUCAAGCUGAUAAUGAUAUGAAAGGAUUUGGCAGAGA
Molecule: messenger RNA, 777 nt
Organism: Durio zibethinus
Lineage: Eukaryota; Viridiplantae; Streptophyta; Magnoliopsida; Malvales; Malvaceae
Product: Signal recognition particle, SRP9/SRP14 subunit
Biological process (GO): SRP-dependent cotranslational protein targeting to membrane
Cellular component (GO): signal recognition particle, endoplasmic reticulum targeting
Molecular function (GO): endoplasmic reticulum signal sequence receptor activity; 7S RNA binding
Source: RefSeq, a predicted model, not a curated record